Struthio camelus australis is the source of this 6858-nucleotide messenger RNA. Lineage: Eukaryota; Metazoa; Chordata; Aves; Struthioniformes; Struthionidae. The record is from RefSeq and is a predicted model, not a curated record.
ACUAUGUGGGCAUGUUGCACUCUAGCCAGUGGAGGCUAUCACAAAUAGGCAUUGGAGAGCCUGGAGAAGGUAUAAGAUGUAUGGGGGAUGCAGCUGCUGCAUCUUUGUCAACCCUCUGAAACACCAGUGUAUGAUGGAAAGGAUUCAGAAAAGUUUGAGCAGAGCUCUCGUAUUGCCUGCGCUUUCUGGCCAGUUGCAAGCAAAACAUGUGAAGCGGACACACAACAGACUUAUGGAGUAUGAUGCUGUUCCAAUCCAGUCUAGUGUGGUGUUAUGCUCCUGUCCAUCCCCAUCAAUGGUGAGGAACCAGCCAGAUUCCAACACUCCACCUGUCAUUUCCACCUGUGGCAGCAGACAGGGCUCUAACAUGGAGGGCACCGCAGCUGAAUCACGAUCUAGUUCCAACACCUUGCAGCAACAUACAGGACAGCAGCCUCCACAACCUCGAAAGAAACGACCCGAUGACUUCAAAUUUGGGAAAAUUCUGGGUGAAGGAUCUUUUUCUACGGUUGUCUUGGCUCGAGAACUGGCAAGUUCUAGAGAAUAUGCCAUUAAAAUUCUGGAAAAACGUCAUAUCAUAAAAGAAAACAAAGUACCAUAUGUGACACGCGAGCGAGAUGUAAUGUCCCGUCUGGAUCACCCUUUUUUUGUGAAACUCUACUUCACCUUUCAGGAUGAUGAAAAGCUCUAUUUUGGGCUUAGCUAUGCCAAAAAUGGAGAGCUUCUAAAGUAUAUACGCAAAAUUGGCUCAUUCGAUGAGACCUGUACCAGGUUUUAUACUGCUGAAAUUGUGUCAGCCCUGGAGUAUUUGCAUGGGAAGGGAAUUAUUCACAGGGACCUUAAGCCAGAGAACAUUUUACUAAAUGAAGACAUGCACAUUCAAAUAACAGACUUCGGAACAGCAAAAGUACUAUCUGCAGAUAGCAGACAAGCACGGGCAAACUCAUUCGUAGGGACAGCACAGUAUGUUUCUCCAGAACUGUUGACAGAGAAAUCUGCCUGUAAAAGCUCUGACCUCUGGGCUCUGGGAUGUAUAAUAUAUCAGCUUGUAGCUGGAUUGCCUCCAUUUAGAGCUGGAAAUGAGUAUCUUAUAUUCCAGAAGAUAAUAAAGUUGGAAUAUGACUUUCCAGAAAAAUUUUUUCCCAAGGCAAAAGACCUUGUAGAAAAGCUAUUGGUUCUGGAUGCUACCAACAGAUUAGGAUGUGAAGAAAUGGGAGGGUAUGGACCUCUUAAGGCUCAUCCCUUCUUUGAAUCCAUUGCAUGGGAGAACCUACAUCUUCAGACCCCCCCAAAACUCACAGCAUACCUACCUGCCAUGUCAGAGGAUGAUGAAGACUGUUAUGGAAAUUAUGACAAUCUUCUGAGUCAGUUCGGUUGCAUGCAAGUUUCUGGUUCUGCCUCCUCCCAUUCCUUGUCUGCCCCAGAGACAAGUCCCCCACAGACAUCAGGAGGCAAUAUUGAACAGUAUAUUCAUGAUCUUGACAACAAUUCUUUUGAGCUGGACUUACAGUUUUCUGAAGAUGAGAAGAGGUUACUUCUGGCAAAGCAAGCUGGUGGAAAUCCUUGGCAUCAGUUUGUAGAAAACAACUUAAUCCUAAAAAUGGGUCCAGUAGACAAAAGAAAGGGAUUGUUUGCACGUCGACGCCAGUUGCUGCUCACAGAAGGGCCCCAUCUGUAUUACGUGGAUCCUGUCAACAAAGUUCUAAAAGGAGAAAUUCCGUGGUCUUUAGAGUUGCGCCCGGAAGCCAAGAAUUUUAAGACAUUUUUUGUUCACACACCAAACAGGACAUAUUACCUGAUGGACCCAAGUGGGAAUGCUCAUAAAUGGUGCAAAAAGAUACAUGAAGUUUGGCGGCACAGAUACCACCAGAAUGCUGCUAAAUAGUAAAGCUCAUCCAAAAUUUCCCAGUCUCCCUACUUGCUGCUAGAACUCCACGUGCAGCCGAUCAGAGGAAUCUUCCCAACCCACCUAUUACCCAUCUCAAGGGGAAGCAUAUGUCUGAAAUACUCUGUUCUUUUUGUUUUGUUUUGUUUUUUUAAAAAAAGCAAAAACCUAAUGGAAUUCAGGGUCGCUUUGCUUGCUCUUUGUGCUUCUGUUGAGGCUUCCACAUGCAUAUCAUUGCAAUGAAGAUCUUGCUUUUGUGCACUUCAGCUCAGUUUCUGCUGCAAACUAGUGGAUAGACCUUGCAUUACCAGCUUCACUUAAGAACAGUUAAAACCAAUCCACACGCACACACCCCAAAUCAUGUACCAGCCUUACAUUUUAUGGGGCUGGAGUUUUCUGUGACUUUCAGAUUAUCAUUAAACUGUAUUUCAUCAGGGAGCUUUUAUAUGCCUCUCCUAAGCAUCACCUCUUUGUUUUCUCUUCCUUUCCCCUCUGUCCCCUAGCUUAUUGGUAUAUGGCAUUUGUAGCCAGGUCAGUUGCACCCUUGCAUAACUCCUAAUAUAGUUCUGGUUGCAGGAUUUAUGUGGUACUUUAAUAAUUAUGUGAAUGAAUCAGAUGUAUGUGUCUGGCAGAUGGACUCCGAUGAUACAGGUUGUGAGAGAGUAAAAUGCUGAACAUGGCACUGAAAGUUUUCUAAAAUUGAAAUGUUGGCUUCUGAAGCAUAUAAAGUUUUAAACUUUGAAUUUUAAUUUUAAUUUGAUGCAUACGUGUGUUUAAUCAAGGGACAAUAAACUUACCAGCAUGCUUUUAACUAAUGCUAACUAAAAAAUUAACUAGUUAGUGUAAAAAAAAAAAAAAAAAAGUUACUGUUGAAGUAGUAAAAUAGUUUUUCACCUUUUCAGGAGAUGAGGGCUGGAAGCUUUCUUUCCAGGGUGUGCAUGUAUUGUGCAUUUUAGUGGGGCCAACCUAUUUACCUGGGUAGAGAAGGAAGAGUGAAAACUUUGUACAAUUGAUUACUUGAUUUUUGUCUCUUUGUAUAAUGAGAUGUACAAAUAAUCCUAUUUUUGGUCUUUGGGCAAAUACUUCAGACCUUUUAGCAAUUCCGAAAAAAGUUUUAAACAGUUUAAGUGUUAGACCCAUACAGUAAUCUGAAUGGUUGAAAAUUCAAAUGAAAAUGUUAAUACAAAGGGGAAAAUGUAUGGUACUUAAGGCAUAUCUAUAAAAUGAAAAUAUUUUUCAUAUCAGUCUCCUUUAUCCUUUUCAAAUUAAGGCUUUUUUGUGGUCAAACAUUUCUUGCAAUGUAGCAAAGACAACUUUUCCUACAUGCUAAAAUGACUUCCCUAAUGGUGUUUUCAACACACCCAUGUCCCUGAACGUUGCAGAGAGGGAUGACCCAGGUCUGGGCAAAGGCAUUCCUUCCUUGUUUUAAAAGCAGUAUAAACAUCACACCUAUUUAUUCAUCUUCUGCAAAUACCACCAUCUCUUUGCCUCUUGAGGUCUGUUAUGAAGUGCUUUUUCCUUCCACUAAAGAAAAAAGUUCAGCUGUAAUGUUAAGAAAACUCACAGGCUGCUGUUUUGUGGCUUAUCAGAUGUCUCAGAAAAUGCAUGAAAGCUAGAUUUAUUUGUUGUACUGGGAGAGGGAGGUUUAUUGUGCAUUCUUUUUUAAAAAAAAAAAAAAAGUAUUGUGUGGUUAAGCUUGAUGACAGUUCAGUUCUUAGUCUCUUCCGGUCUUUAAAGAAGACAGUGUAGUUGCUUUUUCAUUUGGUGAAACUAUAUUCUUGCAGUUGUCUUUUAUGUUAUCCCACCAUAUACACAGGCUUGAGAAAAGUAAAUCACUAGCUUACAGUGCCCGGUGUUAGGGGAGCUAAGGUGUCCGAGAUAAGAAAAACAGACCGUUCACGUUCCAUCAUAAGAAAUUUCACCACAUAGAAGGCAGACUCCUCGCCAGUGAAAUCUGAAUAGCGCAGUACACCUUUUGUUAAACCUAUAGUUAUCAUCAUAACCAAGAUGACAUGCAGUCUGAGUUUGUGGUGGUGGUACCCAUUUGUUCUGUAGCUGUUGAAUUCCACCUGUAAGUUGGGUCCACUAGAGGGAAUUGUACAGAUUCUGGAUUUAGCUUUUGGUAUAGAGAUAUAGACAUAUUCCCAACUUCAUACUGGAGAGUCUGGCAGUGAUGGAGUUUCAUGAUGCUACUGCAGUUGUUCAGUGUGCCAAAACUUGGCUUCCAAGAGUCUCUGGCAAAGUUGUUCUGCUACUAGUGAAUUUCUUAGCUUCAGUAGGAACUAGAGUGAUCUCCACUGGCCUUAGCUUCAGCUAAAUAUGUGGAAAUCUAAAAAUAUUCAGACAUGUUUUCUAUAACAUUUAGAUGUGCAGUCAUCUUGCCAUAACAAAAUACUUCCUUUGGUUUUUCAUACCGUAAAAGAAACUCCUCUGUCUACUUCCUCCCUGCCCCCAAAAACUUUCAACCAAAGAAAUCUUGACAGCAGUAAGCUGCAGAAGUCUGGAAAAUUGAUGUUUGUAUUCUAGUAUUCCUUUUCUCUUUUCUUUUUUUUUUUUUCUUUUGACAAUGGCAUCAUUAGAAAACUGUGAGCCUCUCUUACAGGCAUUCUUCCCUUCAGAACUUUAAUGUUCUGAAUUGAGUCUUCCUCAACUGCUGCUUUUUUGGGAAGGGACCAGAAGCUUUUCUGGGAGAGGUGUUUGCCUUUCUCUGACUUUAAGUGAAAGCUGUAGUUCUUGGAAGAUGGUGGAAGGGUAGGGUGAGGCAAGACAAACAACUGUGGAUUUAAGUAAGUUUCAUCAGUUUGCCCACUUAAAUGUGUAUUGGAAGGUGCUGCAUACUAUGAAGGGCUAGUUCCUAUUUUAGAUGUGUAUAAUUGAAGAAUGGGAUAAUUUCAAAUCAUUGUCUUGAAGACUACUCCAGUGAUUCAUGGGAGUUCAUGGAAUCAAAUACAAGAGGGAGAUUUUUUCAAAGCUGCAGAUAAACAAGUUACUCUCCCUGCUCUUAAUCUGCGGUCUUUCCGAGCAGAAAAAGGUUGCUAAUCACUGAAAGACUCUUCAGGCUCCUCACUGCAACCCUAUUAAAAAAAGCAGUCUCGUAAUUCAUUCAGUCUUGUGCAAAUUGAACACUUACCUAUCAUUUGUAAAGAUUUUGGUGGUUAAUGAUGUGACUCAUGUUUUGUUUGAGAUUCGAAGUUCAGGAAAGUGGUUGUUGCAUCGUUUUUGUAUUGGGUGGAGCUUAAAGGCUGAAGUACUACUAUUAGAAAGGAUUUUUGAGCCACGUUGUUCAGUUUCUAGCCCAGUCAUGGAAAGUUUGGAACUUCUUUGAUAAAAAUGGAGAAAUUACUCAAUUGCCACUGUCCUUAAAAUAUUUCCUGCUCAAAACUGGACUUUGAAGAUGACUUUUGUACCUCUUUCAACUUCAGAUGUGAUGGCAAAGCAGUGGGAGCAGACUAAUUAUUAUACUUAUUAUAUUAUGACUUAUUAGCCACCCGGGCUAAUAAGUUGUCAUUUGCUAAGCAGUAGAUGCUGAAGACACCAUAACCUACCAAAUAGUACUGCACUCCACUGAUUGUUUUUCUCCUCCUACCAUGAUUUAACUGUGAAGUGUAUCUGCUAUAUAUAAUCCCAGAAAAACUUCAGCAGGUUGAAAAAAGAUGUGAUGCAUCUACUCCACUUUCAUAAUACAACAUGCUUAAUGACUGUGCUUAACAUUACUAAAUUUUGUAUUGGGAGCUUUAAAGAAUCCUAGGGAUUUUCCACACAUGAAUUUUUCUUCUGAAUGAUUUAGCAAAGUCAAAACAACUUCCUUUGGUCUGUGGAUGAAAGAACACUUAAUUUGAACACCUCAUCUAUGAAAAACUUGUGUAUUAAUAGUUGUCUAAAGAUGUGGUCUGUGGAUUCUGAUUAUUCUUUCUACUAGGGAAUUACACAAAUAGGUGUGGUAUUUAUAUAUUAAGUUUUACUGAAUGCCUGUAGUAUUUUAGGCAAAUAUUUUAUUAAUCAAAAGGAGUUGUUCCUCCUGCAAAGCUUCAUGACACACAUUGUCCAUCUGUUGAUCAAGUGCGCUUGCAGGCAAGUAAUUCUCUGACCCAAAAGGGCACAUUUUCAGUUAAGAUGAGGACCGUGAUGAAUUGAGGAGUUCAUUUUUUUUCCUAAGAAAUAUGACUUUAUACAGUGAACAUGGUGAAGUUCUUAAGCACCCAGUAACCUAGUCUGUCUGCAUGGCAGUGAAUUUGGAUGGUUACCACUUGACAAAACAUCCUAUGACCAUGUACCAGCUCUGAUUGGAUGUGGCAAAUGUUCUGAAUGGUGGCAGAACUUAAAAUUGCUGUAUCUGACAAAAAAAUUAGGAACCAUAAUCAGUUUUGAUAGUUGUAUGCUAGUGUUUUUCAGGUUGGUGGCAGUCAGUUAUGUGUAUAAUAUUCUCUACCUGGUUUGUAGCUGUAACUGUGAUGUACAGGUAAAGCAAAAAAGGAGAAAAAAAAAAAAGGAAAAAAAAAAAGAAAAAAGGAAAAAAUCCCCACCCCCCCAAACAGCCACUCUCCCUCUCACACACAAUUCCCCUACCCCAAGAACAUAUGAAAAUGGAAGCAGAUACUGCAAUGAUAAGAUACACACUUUUGUAUUUUUAUUCUUAUAAGGUUAUUUGCUGGCUCUUGUUGGCCUCUAGUUCAGUCUAUGUUAUUUAAAUUCUAAUAUAUGAAUUAUUUGGAUUGAAUUCAUGUUCGGGGCCAUGGUGUUGUAUGUAUUGAUGUACAGCCUUGAAUGUGAAUAAUUAUUGUAAACUAUAUUUUACACCUUUUUUCUGGCUUUAUUAUAUAAAUUUUCUAUUGGUCGAUGAUUUAAUCAUAUCUCAUAAUUUAAUGACUGUUUAUUUUCCUCUCGACAGAUCUCUGUGCUGUACAUGUGUAGCUAGUGACUGGAUGAUGGAUUUCACUUAUGCUCGGUAGUCUGUAAUAAAGGCAUGUAGGGUC